CACAGCCCACAUCCCUUAAUAUUUCCCCAUCAAAAACCACAAACUAAUGUCACCCAACACCCCCACAAAAUCCCUGAUUCAUCCCCCAUGAAAGGACUCCAUAUUUGAUUAUUAUUGUCAAAGAUUUGUUAAGGAAAGAACUUGGUAGUUUCCCCUUUCUUGCUUGCUUAUUUAUAUCGGCCAUUGGCCAUUGUUGUAACUCACCUUUGAAUCUGAAAUUUCCAUUAGGAAUACACUUAUGUGUUUGCUAUUUUAAAUCCCUAAUUCUAUAUCUUAAGGGUGGUUACCUUGAGUGCCCCCAAAAACCAACCCCAAUUCGGCCAAACUAUACCCCAAAAUACCCUGCACUUCUCCUUCCUUAAAACCAUGUCAAACCACUCCCAAAACAUGUCUCGUGGAGAUUUAGUUGCUGAACAGAAUAAACUCAAGAAGGAGCUUGAUGCUUUGAUGAAAACGAUUGGAGAGUUCACAAAUUCAGUGGACAUUCCGACCUUUGAAGGAAGAAACGAUCCGGAGAAGUUCCUACAGUGGCUCAAGAAGGUUGAACAUAUCCUAAUCCUCAAGGAUAUGCCCGAAGGCAAAAUGGUCAAGCUUGUAGCAUCCCGGUUCCAACAAAACGCUUCCACUUGGUGGACACAUAUUUCCACUAAGAGAAAGUUCGAAGGAAAGCCCAAAGUGGCAAUUCGAGAAAGAGCAAAACUUCUUGAAUCAGUCGGAAAGGAAAAAGAGUUUGAAAGGAGAUUAUGCGAAGGAUCAGACUUGAUGCAGAAAAUGCUGGACGACUUUCAAAGAGAGAGACUAGAAGCUGAGGAGGCUAAAGAUGAGAAAUUAGUUAAUGAUCCAUGUAAGGCUAUUGAGCUUAAACACUCCCUCCAACCUCAAGAUCCACAAUUGGAGGAAGUUAGUGCUCAAAAAGAGGCUCUAGAACCUAAGACCAACACUGAACCAUUCAACCAUCAGGUUCCAGUUCUUGAAGAUUCACCCAGUUCAACACCAUCACAGAAACCCGAGAGCACAACAACUCUCGCUAGGGCUACUGUGGUGAUGUUACCUAAAUCCCUUCCUAGCCAAGUCCAAGCCAACAUAGUCGUACAUGAGGUGGAACCAACCAAGGGACCUGACUCAGAACCACCUAUACUUAUUCAAGAAGAAAAGGAGGAGGAAGUUUUGCCUAUGGAAUCUACAGACAAGGAAAUACUUUACAUAGAAAAGCCAACUCCGUUUAUAGAAACCUGUCUACAUAAUGCUUCCUCUGAAGAUUCAGACCAAACCUUCUUUGACUCCCUACUUGACGGGUGCGACUAUGUCUGCCCGAAGGAUGGUUGGAGCUUAAGGAGUUGGGAUGAACUUUUGGUGAGUGACAAAGAGGACUCUUCCAUGGGAGAAAGCAUGGUCGUAAUCAUUGAGCCACAAAUAGAUAGUCAGCCUGUUGAAGACAAGGAAGAAUUCAAUCUUGCUAUGAAGGCCAAUGAUGUGGAUCAACUGAGGAGACUUCCGCCACCACCCACCUAUCUAGAGUCUCCUCCUUUUAUCCUGUUGCCACCAAGCCGCAGGGAUGAAUGGGAGAACCGUAAGGAAUACCUUAUAGAGGAAGCAAAGAAGAGGGACACCCCUGGCUUAGUCUCACUUUACAGGAUCACCCCUGCACUCUGGUUGUCAUACCGAAACGGUAAUGAGCCGGGAACAAGUGGACUAGCAAAACUGUUUAAGAAGCUUUGUCCCAAACUUAAAGCUUAUUCCCGGAGUUCGGGUAUAACAUUUGGUAUCAAACCCCAUUGUUCCACAUCCCCAAGGACAAAAAAACACUUCCCUCAACCUUACCCAUUUCCUUUCCUACCACCCAUUGACGCCAAAUCAACCAUGUCGAAUGAAUCUCAACCCAUGUCCCAUGAGGAGCUUGUUGCAUCCAACGCCGCCUUAAAGGCCCAAGUAGAGUACUUGGCCAAGGAGGUAGCUAAGCUCACCAAGAUAAAGCUCAAUGCCCUUCAAGGUAGUGAUCAUGAGGAUGAUGCAAGCACCAGCAGCACCAACAAGGCCAAAACUAAUGACGGGUCUGACUUCAAAGUUGAUGUCCCAACUUUUGAGGGAAAGAACGACCCAGACGAGUUUCUAGAAUGGCUAGACACGGUGGAGCGUGUUUUCGAUUUCAAAGAAGUCUCCGACGAGAAGAAGGUCAAGAUAGUGGCCUUGAAGUUCCACAAGUAUGCAUCUACUUGGUGGACUAACACGUGCACCAAAAGGAGAAGAAACCACAAGGAGCCAGUGGCUACAUGGGCCAAAAUGAAGUCUCUCUUAAAGAAGAAGUUCUUGCCCGCUGAAUAUGUUCGUGAGAAUUUUGCCAAGCUUCAAACGCUUAAGCAAGAUUCUAAAUCGGUUGAAGAAUACACCCGUGAGUUCGAGGAACUCUUGCUAAGGUGUGACUUGCAAGAAGAUGAUGAGCAAACCUUUGUACGAUACCUAUUCGUCUUAAACCUACAAAUAGCCAAUACGGUAGAGCUACAAAGCUAUGAGUCCCAAGAAGAGAUUACCAAAUUAGCCCUUAAGGUUGAAGCACAAAUAAAGAAAUCCAAAGCCCUUCUCUCCAGAG
Cuscuta campestris is the source of this 2587-nucleotide messenger RNA. The record is from the annotation of a GenBank genome assembly. Lineage: Eukaryota; Viridiplantae; Streptophyta; Magnoliopsida; Solanales; Convolvulaceae.